AUGGUGCCAGCACCAUCCGACGCCACUGCCACCAUGCCGUUAUCUCAAGACGAACAGAACAGUUCCAUCAUCCAGCAAGGUGUUAAACCGAAAGAACUUCAUUCCGGCAACGUUGUGUUGCUUGAUGGACGGAAACUCGAUUUCCAAGUCAGCGUAAGUCUUGAAUUUGCUUGGUAGAGUUGAUGAGAACUUAAGUAAUAUACCCCUUAUUUAGAAGAACGCUGAGGGAGAAAUACUGUUCAAUUUGGUGACCGAUGCCAUCGGUCUCAUUGAAAAAGAUUACUUUUCUCUGGCUUUUUAUGAAAAUGGUUCCGUUAGGGUAAGUCAUAUUUUUGUUUUCAUCCUGUAUAUAUUGAUCGUGUUUUUUGAUGAUGUUUGUUUUUGCAGAAAUGGUUAUAUAAGAACAAGAAGAUCCAGAAACAAGUCAAAGACUUGCCAUGGGACUUCUCCUUGGAAGUGAAGUUCUACACUCCAGACCCAAGCCAACUUGCCGAUGACUUCACCCGUCAUCUCUUGACCCUUCAACUUCGUACAGACAUUUACAAUGGAAAGUAAGUUAUCUAAUAUGUUUGUACAAUUUGCAUUUAGAUUGCCUGCUUCUCUUGUCAAUCAAGCCCAUCUGGGAUCUCUGAUUGCUCAAGCCGAGUUAGGCGAUUACUCUCCCGAGAAGACCUACGGUCAGUCUCUGAGAGCCCUAAACAUCGUUCCCAACAUGUCAGAUGAAUUGGAGUCGAAGAUCAUCCAGCUCUAUAAAGAUCAGAAGGGAAAAACACCACCCGAAGCCGAGUUGAGCUUCUUGAUGGCUUGCCGUGAGCUCACCUUGUACGGAAUGGUUAUGUUUUCGGCCAAACACAACGGAAAACCUGUUCGAGUUGGCAUCAAUUCGGCCGGAAUUAGUGUUUUCCAAGAGCAUUUGCGACAGAAUUACGUGGUUUGGCAAGGCAUGCAUCAGUUGGAGUACCAGCGGAAAAGUUUUACAAUCAAACUGAAACAUGGAGAGGUGGGUUCAGCUUUAUGUGAAUUAAUAAUUACGUAUUACAGAAGGAAGGAAAAUCGUCUCUUACCUUCAAGCUCGAUACCGAACCGCUGGCCAAGCUUUGCUGGCGUACUGCGGUUGAACAUCACACGUUCUUCCGUUUGAUGCAGCCAGAAGACAAGACCAACAAGGGAGGAUUCUUCCAGCUUGGUUCUGGCAGGUUCCGUCCUGAAGGUCGUACCCACUUCCAAACGAAGAUGGCCAGCCAAAUGUUUGAUGGCACUCCAACUGCCGGUCCGCAGAUCUCAAGCGCCCAGAUCGUGAGCCGUUCAUCAGAAAACCGUAAGUCUUUUAGAACCUUAUCUUAUCUUAUGCUUCUUUUUUUAGUGCCUGCAGCUAAUCAGGGAUCAUCUCCUGUGCAUUACGCAGAUGACAAGUCUAUGGAGGUAAGUGGGCCCGAUUCGUGUUCAGACAAGGUGUCUCAGGGAAGCUCACCGCAGAAACGCUAUACAAUCACCAGUCACAUGGAGACCAACAGCCCACGUACAUCCACAUUGGACAGAUCACUGGAGGUGGGUACCGUUUCUGACUCGGGGAUAGAGAACGCAAAGUCUCUGGAUAGUCCCCUUUAUGUCUCCACGACCACCCAAGUCACUGCUAAAACGACGACCAUUCCGCGUUUUGGUCGCUACACAGUCACUGAAACACCGUCACCGCGUUUCCUCAGGGCUGAGGAGACUUUGCCGCCGCCGACACAACCAGAGGUCUGGCCCGACGAAAACGUGCGUCCUGGCCGUCCCACAGUGUCGACACCGACUUUAUUGUCGGCACAGUGGUUCUCCAGACAGCGCCAUCCUCCCCCGCUAAUCACUAGGACCCAUGCCUCUGCCACGCGCAAUAGUCCACCCACCCCCUCUAGGACCUCUAUUUCCGUACCGCCCAAGUUUCUUUCACAGCAUUUUUCUUCUGAAAAACGCGACACGGUUACUGAAAGCUCACGCUACACUACAAAAAUACCGGCGCGGUCGUUAUCCGCUGCCCCAUAUGCGCAAUUGAUUGCGAUGUCCCCAAAUGGUGACCAAAUGCUCCCAAUUGUGAGAGAAUUGAAUGAAUCUGUUCACACUACGUUGAUGAAUUUGCCUUAUCGUUCUCACACUGUUCUAGCAGAGUACAUUAGCAGUCCGGCUAGCUCACAGAUUUCUACCGAGCUUCUUUCGACCUACCGCUCUCUACUGUCUUCGGCGGGACAUAGUCCCGAAGAAAUCGACUACCGGGUUAAGGAAGCAACAAUAUCUCGUGUUUACUGCCGUAGAUCUCAUCUUUCCCCGAAAACUCCUUAUUCUCCACUGCCUGCAAAUGCAGAAGAAGCCAUAAGAACAAGAACUCCAUCACCCAAUGUUCAGUUUGAUGACACAAUCAAUCAUUGCGUUCGAAUUAUAGGAAUGGAUAACACCGUUCCGUUAUAUCAAUAUAAUGUAAGCGCAGCAGAAGCUCAACGAGCGGUUCAAAGAGGAGCAAUCAGCCCUAGUCGCAAGCAGUAUCAAUCUUUGACAAGAGAAGAACAAGUCAUAGAGACCCCCAAAUCGCGGUUCUCGUUUCCACGACGAAAAAAGCACAUUCCUCGGCGCAACAUUUUCGAACGAAAUGAGUUCCAACCCGUUGUUGCCAUUUCUAGGACCAAGGAAUUACCCCAGGCUCCAGUCCGCUAUUUCUCUGACGUAUAUCAUUCAGGAUAUAACCUUCAAGAUCGUAAAGUUAUUCGUCGAAAGAUUCACGAAGGAGAUGAAAGCGAAGGAAGCAUUUCCGACCUCCGAAAUUACGGGUUUUCUAAAGAAAAUGCCGGACAAGUAAAUAGGCUGGAAAAAAGUGGCGACUUGGAUUCGUGCAAUAUUCGAGAACAUGUAUUGAAAAGAAGUUACCCCAAGUCAAAAGGCAUGAGUCGUUUCCCUAAACCCGUGGCAGUGUUGCAUCUGCAAAGACAAAGACGGCCAAGUCACGGUCAUACGAAUGGAUUUGCACAAGUUGAUCUAUCACCUAUACCAAUCCCACCUUCACGGUUAACACCUCAAUACCCAGAAAAGUCUGGUGUAUAUACCGGUAAAUUGGAGCCUCUGCGCCACUCGGAGAUUGUAUCAAAACCUCUUCGAUCAGAUGUCUCGGUCUAUCAUUCCGGACAAAGUGAACCAUCAAGAAAUCGGCGGUUCAAGUUCUUCACAUGGGCACGUCAUGAAGGCGAGGAAGAGGUCGGUGAUAAAGAUCCAACCGGCUACAAGUUCGAUCACUCUCCCUACGAAGGUCCUCUUGAUGACGUUAACAAAGUCAAUGACCUAGAUACCCUUCCGCUGGCUAGCUAUGUUACCAAAUAUCAUGAGGGCAAGACCGUCUUGAAAGAAGAUGAAGAAGAGAUCGAAGAACCCCAUGAUAAGCAGACUGCGAUUAUACAUCUCCGUUCCAAAGAAGACGAACCUCAAGUGGAGGAGGAACUGAAACCUGCUAAGGCUCCUAAACAACCAAAGGAGAAGAAACCAAAGAAAGAGAAGAAAGACAAAGAUCAAGAGUCUUCGUUCUUCGGUUUCUUGAAGAGUAAGGAUCGCAAAGCCCACGAAGAGGUCGGCCAUGUUUCCACCCCAUCAACGUCCUCUUAUCCUUUGAUUGGAGAACGGUAUGAAGGCCCACUGGAUGAGGUCGACAAGCAACGUGAACUCGACUCUCAGCCUCUUCGAUCAGAUGUCUCGGUCUAUCAUUCCGGACAAAGUGAACCAUCAAGAAAUCGGCGGUUCAAGUUCUUCACAUGGGCACGUCAUGAAGGCGAGGAAGAGGUCGGUGAUAAAGAUCCAACCGGCUACAAGUUCGAUCACUCUCCCUACGAAGGUCCUCUUGAUGACGUUAACAAAGUCAAUGACCUAGAUACCCUUCCGCUGGCUAGCUAUGUUACCAAAUAUCAUGAGGGCAAGACCGUCUUGAAAGAAGAUGAAGAAGAGAUCGAAGAACCCCAUGAUAAGCAGACUGCGAUUAUACAUCUCCGUUCCAAAGAAGACGAACCUCAAGUGGAGGAGGAACUGAAACCUGCUAAGGCUCCUAAACAACCAAAGGAGAAGAAACCAAAGAAAGAGAAGAAAGACAAAGAUCAAGAGUCUUCGUUCUUCGGUUUCUUGAAGAGUAAGGAUCGCAAAGCCCACGAAGAGGUCGGCCAUGUUUCCACCCCAUCAACGUCCUCUUAUCCUUUGAUUGGAGAACGGUAUGAAGGCCCACUGGAUGAGGUUGACAAGCAACGUGAACUCGACUCUCAGCCUCUUCGAUCAGAUGUCUCGGUCUAUCAUUCCGGACAAAGUGAACCAUCAAGAAAUCGGCGGUUCAAGUUCUUCACAUGGGCACGUCAUGAAGGCGAGGAAGAGGUCGGUGAUAAAGAUCCAACCGGCUACAAGUUCGAUCACUCUCCCUACGAAGGUCCUCUUGAUGACGUUAACAAAGUCAAUGACCUAGAUACCCUUCCGCUGGCUAGCUAUGUUACCAAAUAUCAUGAGGGCAAGACCGUCUUGAAAGAAGAUGAAGAAGAGAUCGAAGAACCCCAUGAUAAGCAGACUGCGAUUAUACAUCUCCGUUCCAAAGAAGACGAACCUCAAGUGGAGGAGGAACUGAAACCUGCUAAGGCUCCUAAACAACCAAAGGAGAAGAAACCAAAGAAAGAGAAGAAAGACAAAGAUCAAGAGUCUUCGUUCUUCGGUUUCUUGAAGAGUAAGGAUCGCAAAGCCCACGAAGAGGUCGGCCAUGUUUCCACCCCAUCAACGUCCUCUUAUCCUUUGAUUGGAGAACGGUAUGAAGGCCCACUGGAUGAGGUUGACAAGCAACGUGAACUCGACUCUCAGCCUCUUCGAUCAGAUGUCUCGGUCUAUCAUUCCGGACAAAGUGAACCAUCAAGAAAUCGGCGGUUCAAGUUCUUCACAUGGGCACGUCAUGAAGGCGAGGAAGAGGUCGGUGAUAAAGAUCCAACCGGCUACAAGUUCGAUCACUCUCCCUACGAAGGUCCUCUUGAUGACGUUAACAAAGUCAAUGACCUAGAUACCCUUCCGCUGGCUAGCUAUGUUACCAAAUAUCAUGAGGGCAAGACCGUCUUGAAAGAUGAAGAAGAGAUCGAAGAACCCCAUGAUGAGCAGACUGCGAUUAUACAUCUCCGUUCCAAAGAAGACGAACCUCAAGUGGAGGAGGAACUGAAACCUGCUAAGGCUCCUAAACAACCAAAGGAGAAGAAACCAAAGAAAGAGAAGAAAGACAAAGAUCAAGAGUCUUCGUUCUUCGGUUUCUUGAAGAGUAAGGAUCGCAAAGCCCACGAAGAGGUCGGCCAUGUUUCCACCCCAUCAACGUCCUCUUAUCCUUUGAUUGGAGAACUCUAUGAAGGCCCACUGGAUGAGGUCGACAAGCAACGUGAACUCGACUCUCAGCCUCUUCGAUCAGAUGUCUCGGUCUAUCAUUCCGGACAAAGUGAACCAUCAAGAAAUCGGCGGUUCAAGUUCUUCACAUGGGCACGUCAUGAAGGCGAGGAAGAGGUCGGUGAUAAAGAUCCAACCGGCUACAAGUUCGAUCACUCUCCCUACGAAGGUCCUCUUGAUGACGUUAACAAAGUCAAUGACCUAGAUACCCUUCCGCUGGCUAGCUAUGUUACCAAAUAUCAUGAGGGCAAGACCGUCUUGAAAGAAGAUGAAGAAGAGAUCGAAGAACCCCAUGAUAAGCAGACUGCGAUUAUACAUCUCCGUUCCAAAGAAGACGAACCUCAAGUGGAGGAGGAACUGAAACCUGCUAAGGCUCCUAAACAACCAAAGGAGAAGAAACCAAAGAAAGAGAAGAAAGACAAAGAUCAAGAGUCUUCGUUCUUCGGUUUCUUGAAGAGUAAGGAUCGCAAAGCCCACGAAGAGGUCGGCCAUGUUUCCACCCCAUCAACGUCCUCUUAUCCUUUGAUUGGAGAACGGUAUGAAGGCCCACUGGAUGAGGUCGACAAGCAACGUGAACUCGACUCUCAGCCUCUUCGAUCAGAUGUCUCGGUCUAUCAUUCCGGACAAAGUGAACCAUCAAGAAAUCGGCGGUUCAAGUUCUUCACAUGGGCACGUCAUGAAGGCGAGGAAGAGGUCGGUGAUAAAGAUCCAACCGGCUACAAGUUCGAUCACUCUCCCUACGAAGGUCCUCUUGAUGACGUUAACAAAGUCAAUGACCUAGAUACCCUUCCGCUGGCUAGCUAUGUUACCAAAUAUCAUGAGGGCAAGACCGUCUUGAAAGAAGAUGAAGAAGAGAUCGAAGAACCCCAUGAUAAGCAGACUGCGAUUAUACAUCUCCGUUCCAAAGAAGACGAACCUCAAGUGGAGGAGGAACUGAAACCUGCUAAGGCUCCUAAACAACCAAAGGAGAAGAAACCAAAGAAAGAGAAGAAAGACAAAGAUCAAGAGUCGUCGUUCUUCGGUUUCUUGAAGAGUAAGGAUCGCAAAGCCCACGAAGAGGUCGGCCAUGUUUCCACCCCAUCAACGUCCUCUUAUCCUUUGAUUGGAGAACGGUAUGAAGGCCCACUGGAUGAGGUCGACAAGCAACGUGAACUCGACUCUCAGCCUCUUCGAUCAGAUGUCUCGGUCUAUCAUUCCGGACAAAGUGAACCAUCAAGAAAUCGGCGGUUCAAGUUCUUCACAUGGGCACGUCAUGAAGGCGAGGAAGAGGUCGGUGAUAAAGAUCCAACCGGCUACAAGUUCGAUCACUCUCCCUACGAAGGUCCUCUUGAUGACGUUAACAAAGUCAAUGACCUAGAUACCCUUCCGCUGGCUAGCUAUGUGACCAAAUAUCAUGAGGGCAAGACCGUCUUGAAAGAAGAUGAAGAAGAGAUCGAAGAACCCCAUGAUAAGCAGACUGCGAUUAUACAUCUCCGUUCCAAAGAAGACGAACCUCAAGUGGAGGAGGAACUGAAACCUGCUAAGGCUCCUAAACAACCAAAGGAGAAGAAACCAAAGAAAGAGAAGAAAGACAAAGAUCAAGAGUCGUCGUUCUUCGGUUUCUUGAAGAGUAAGGAUCGCAAAGCCCACGAAGAGGUCGGCCAUGUUUCCACCCCAUCAACGUCCUCUUAUCCUUUGAUUGGAGAACGGUAUGAAGGCCCACUGGAUGAGGUCGACAAGCAACGUGAACUCGACUCUCAGCCUCUUCGAUCAGAUGUCUCGGUCUAUCAUUCCGGACAAAGUGAACCAUCAAGAAAUCGGCGGUUCAAGUUCUUCACAUGGGCACGUCAUGAAGGCGAGGAAGAGGUCGGUGAUAAAGAUCCAACCGGCUACAAGUUCGAUCACUCUCCCUACGAAGGUCCUCUUGAUGACGUUAACAAAGUCAAUGACCUAGAUACCCUUCCGCUGGCUAGCUAUGUUACCAAAUAUCAUGAGGGCAAGACCGUCUUGAAAGAAGAUGAAGAAGAGAUCGAAGAACCCCAUGAUAAGCAGACUGCGAUUAUACAUCUCCGUUCCAAAGAAGACGAACCUCAAGUGGAGGAGGAACUGAAACCUGCUAAGGCUCCUAAACAACCAAAGGAGAAGAAACCAAAGAAAGAGAAGAAAGACAAAGAUCAAGAGUCGUCGUUCUUCGGUUUCUUGAAGAGUAAGGAUCGCAAAGCCCACGAAGAGGUCGGCCAUGUUUCCACCCCAUCAACGUCCUCUUAUCCUUUGAUUGGAGAACGGUAUGAAGGCCCACUGGAUGAGGUCGACAAGCAACGUGAACUCGACUCUCAGCCUCUUCGAUCAGAUGUCUCGGUCUAUCAUUCCGGACAAAGUGAACCAUCAAGAAAUCGGCGGUUCAAGUUCUUCACAUGGGCACGUCAUGAAGGCGAGGAAGAGGUCGGUGAUAAAGAUCCAACCGGCUACAAGUUCGAUCACUCUCCCUACGAAGGUCCUCUUGAUGACGUUAACAAAGUCAAUGACCUAGAUACCCUUCCGCUGGCUAGCUAUGUUACCAAAUAUCAUGAGGGCAAGACCGUCUUGAAAGAAGAUGAAGAAGAGAUCGAAGAACCCCAUGAUAAGCAGACUGCGAUUAUACAUCUCCGUUCCAAAGAAGACGAACCUCAAGUGGAGGAGGAACUGAAACCUGCUAAGGCUCCUAAACAACCAAAGGAGAAGAAACCAAAGAAAGAGAAGAAAGACAAAGAUCAAGAGUCGUCGUUCUUCGGUUUCUUGAAGAGUAAGGAUCGCAAAGCCCACGAAGAGGUCGGCCAUGUUUCCACCCCAUCAACGUCCUCUUAUCCUUUGAUUGGAGAACGGUAUGAAGGCCCACUGGAUGAGGUCGACAAGCAACGUGAACUCGACUCUCAGCCUCUUCGAUCAGAUGUCUCGGUCUAUCAUUCCGGACAAAGUGAACCAUCAAGAAAUCGGCGGUUCAAGUUCUUCACAUGGGCACGUCAUGAAGGCGAGGAAGAGGUCGGUGAUAAAGAUCCAACCGGCUACAAGUUCGAUCACUCUCCCUACGAAGGUCCUCUUGAUGACGUUAACAAAGUCAAUGACCUAGAUACCCUUCCGCUGGCUAGCUAUGUGACCAAAUAUCAUGAGGGCAAGACCGUCUUGAAAGAAGAUGAAGAAGAGAUCGAAGAACCCCAUGAUAAGCAGACUGCGAUUAUACAUCUCCGUUCCAAAGAAGACGAACCUCAAGUGGAGGAGGAACUGAAACCUGCUAAGGCUCCUAAACAACCAAAGGAGAAGAAACCAAAGAAAGAGAAGAAAGACAAAGAUCAAGAGUCGUCGUUCUUCGGUUUCUUGAAGAGUAAGGAUCGCAAAGCCCACGAAGAGGUCGGCCAUGUUUCCACCCCAUCAACGUCCUCUUAUCCUUUGAUUGGAGAACGGUAUGAAGGCCCACUGGAUGAGGUCGACAAGCAACGUGAACUCGACUCUCAGCCUCUUCGAUCAGAUGUCUCGGUCUAUCAUUCCGGACAAAGUGAACCAUCAAGAAAUCGGCGGUUCAAGUUCUUCACAUGGGCACGUCAUGAAGGCGAGGAAGAGGUCGGUGAUAAAGAUCCAACCGGCUACAAGUUCGAUCACUCUCCCUACGAAGGUCCUCUUGAUGACGUUAACAAAGUCAAUGACCUAGAUACCCUUCCGCUGGCUAGCUAUGUUACCAAAUAUCAUGAGGGCAAGACCGUCUUGAAAGAAGAUGAAGAAGAGAUCGAAGAACCCCAUGAUAAGCAGACUGCGAUUAUACAUCUCCGUUCCAAAGAAGACGAACCUCAAGUGGAGGAGGAACUGAAACCUGCUAAGGCUCCUAAACAACCAAAGGAGAAGAAACCAAAGAAAGAGAAGAAAGACAAAGAUCAAGAGUCGUCGUUCUUCGGUUUCUUGAAGAGUAAGGAUCGCAAAGCCCACGAAGAGGUCGGCCAUGUUUCCACCCCAUCAACGUCCUCUUAUCCUUUGAUUGGAGAACGGUAUGAAGGCCCACUGGAUGAGGUCGACAAGCAACGUGAACUCGACUCUCAGCCUCUUCGAUCAGAUGUCUCGGUCUAUCAUUCCGGACAAAGUGAACCAUCAAGAAAUCGGCGGUUCAAGUUCUUCACAUGGGCACGUCAUGAAGGCGAGGAAGAGGUCGGUGAUAAAGAUCCAACCGGCUACAAGUUCGAUCACUCUCCCUACGAAGGUCCUCUUGAUGACGUUAACAAAGUCAAUGACCUAGAUACCCUUCCGCUGGCUAGCUAUGUUACCAAAUAUCAUGAGGGCAAGACCGUCUUGAAAGAAGAUGAAGAAGAGAUCGAAGAACCCCAUGAUAAGCAGACUGCGAUUAUACAUCUCCGUUCCAAAGAAGACGAACCUCAAGUGGAGGAGGAACUGAAACCUGCUAAGGCUCCUAAACAACCAAAGGAGAAGAAACCAAAGAAAGAGAAGAAAGACAAAGAUCAAGAGUCGUCGUUCUUCGGUUUCUUGAAGAGUAAGGAUCGCAAAGCCCACGAAGAGGUCGGCCAUGUUUCCACCCCAUCAACGUCCUCUUAUCCUUUGAUUGGAGAACGGUAUGAAGGCCCACUGGAUGAGGUCGACAAGCAACGUGAACUCGACUCUCAGCCUCUUCGAUCAGAUGUCUCGGUCUAUCAUUCCGGACAAAGUGAACCAUCAAGAAAUCGGCGGUUCAAGUUCUUCACAUGGGCACGUCAUGAAGGCGAGGAAGAGGUCGGUGAUAAAGAUCCAACCGGCUACAAGUUCGAUCACUCUCCCUACGAAGGUCCUCUUGAUGACGUUAACAAAGUCAAUGACCUAGAUACCCUUCCGCUGGCUAGCUAUGUGACCAAAUAUCAUGAGGGCAAGACCGUCUUGAAAGAAGAUGAAGAAGAGAUCGAAGAACCCCAUGAUAAGCAGACUGCGAUUAUACAUCUCCGUUCCAAAGAAGACGAACCUCAAGUGGAGGAGGAACUGAAACCUGCUAAGGCUCCUAAACAACCAAAGGAGAAGAAACCAAAGAAAGAGAAGAAAGACAAAGAUCAAGAGUCUUCGUUCUUCGGUUUCUUGAAGAGUAAGGAUCGCAAAGCCCACGAAGAGGUCGGCCAUGUUUCCACCCCAUCAACGUCCUCUUAUCCUUUGAUUGGAGAACGGUAUGAAGGCCCACUGGAUGAGGUCGACAAGCAACGUGAACUCGACUCUCAGCCUCUUCGAUCAGAUGUCUCGGUCUAUCAUUCCGGACAAAGUGAACCAUCAAGAAAUCGGCGGUUCAAGUUCUUCACAUGGGCACGUCAUGAAGGCGAGGAAGAGGUCGGUGAUAAAGAUCCAACCGGCUACAAGUUCGAUCACUCUCCCUACGAAGGUCCUCUUGAUGACGUUAACAAAGUCAAUGACCUAGAUACCCUUCCGCUGGCUAGCUAUGUUACCAAAUAUCAUGAGGGCAAGACCGUCUUGAAAGAAGAUGAAGAAGAGAUCGAAGAACCCCAUGAUAAGCAGACUGCGAUUAUACAUCUCCGUUCCAAAGAAGACGAACCUCAAGUGGAGGAGGAACUGAAACCUGCUAAGGCUCCUAAACAACCAAAGGAGAAGAAACCAAAGAAAGAGAAGAAAGACAAAGAUCAAGAGUCGUCGUUCUUCGGUUUCUUGAAGAGUAAGGAUCGCAAAGCCCACGAAGAGGUCGGCCAUGUUUCCACCCCAUCAACGUCCUCUUAUCCUUUGAUUGGAGAACGGUAUGAAGGCCCACUGGAUGAGGUCGACAAGCAACGUGAACUCGACUCUCAGCCUCUUCGAUCAGAUGUCUCGGUCUAUCAUUCCGGACAAAGUGAACCAUCAAGAAAUCGGCGGUUCAAGUUCUUCACAUGGGCACGUCAUGAAGGCGAGGAAGAGGUCGGUGAUAAAGAUCCAACCGGCUACAAGUUCGAUCACUCUCCCUACGAAGGUCCUCUUGAUGACGUUAACAAAGUCAAUGACCUAGAUACCCUUCCGCUGGCUAGCUAUGUGACCAAAUAUCAUGAGGGCAAGACCGUCUUGAAAGAAGAUGAAGAAGAGAUCGAAGAACCCCAUGAUAAGCAGACUGCGAUUAUACAUCUCCGUUCCAAAGAAGACGAACCUCAAGUGGAGGAGGAACUGAAACCUGCUAAGGCUCCUAAACAACCAAAGGAGAAGAAACCAAAGAAAGAGAAGAAAGACAAAGAUCAAGAGUCUUCGUUCUUCGGUUUCUUGAAGAGUAAGGAUCGCAAAGCCCACGAAGAGGUCGGCCAUGUUUCCACCCCAUCAACGUCCUCUUAUCCUUUGAUUGGAGAACGGUAUGAAGGCCCACUGGAUGAGGUCGACAAGCAACGUGAACUCGACUCUCAGCCUCUUCGAUCAGAUGUCUCGGUCUAUCAUUCCGGACAAAGUGAACCAUCAAGAAAUCGGCGGUUCAAGUUCUUCACAUGGGCACGUCAUGAAGGCGAGGAAGAGGUCGGUGAUAAAGAUCCAACCGGCUACAAGUUCGAUCACUCUCCCUACGAAGGUCCUCUUGAUGACGUUAACAAAGUCAAUGACCUAGAUACCCUUCCGCUGGCUAGCUAUGUUACCAAAUAUCAUGAGGGCAAGACCGUCUUGAAAGAAGAUGAAGAAGAGAUCGAAGAACCCCAUGAUAAGCAGACUGCGAUUAUACAUCUCCGUUCCAAAGAAGACGAACCUCAAGUGGAGGAGGAACUGAAACCUGCUAAGGCUCCUAAACAACCAAAGGAGAAGAAACCAAAGAAAGAGAAGAAAGACAAAGAUCAAGAGUCGUCGUUCUUCGGUUUCUUGAAGAGUAAGGAUCGCAAAGCCCACGAAGAGGUCGGCCAUGUUUCCACCCCAUCAACGUCCUCUUAUCCUUUGAUUGGAGAACGGUAUGAAGGCCCACUGGAUGAGGUCGACAAGCAACGUGAACUCGACUCUCAGCCUCUUCGAUCAGAUGUCUCGGUCUAUCAUUCCGGACAAAGUGAACCAUCAAGAAAUCGGCGGUUCAAGUUCUUCACAUGGGCACGUCAUGAAGGCGAGGAAGAGGUCGGUGAUAAAGAUCCAACCGGCUACAAGUUCGAUCACUCUCCCUACGAAGGUCCUCUUGAUGACGUUAACAAAGUCAAUGACCUAGAUACCCUUCCGCUGGCUAGCUAUGUGACCAAAUAUCAUGAGGGCAAGACCGUCUUGAAAGAAGAUGAAGAAGAGAUCGAAGAACCCCAUGAUAAGCAGACUGCGAUUAUACAUCUCCGUUCCAAAGAAGACGAACCUCAAGUGGAGGAGGAACUGAAACCUGCUAAGGCUCCUAAACAACCAAAGGAGAAGAAACCAAAGAAAGAGAAGAAAGACAAAGAUCAAGAGUCUUCGUUCUUCGGUUUCUUGAAGAGUAAGGAUCGCAAAGCCCACGAAGAGGUCGGCCAUGUUUCCACCCCAUCAACGUCCUCUUAUCCUUUGAUUGGAGAACGGUAUGAAGGCCCACUGGAUGAGGUCGACAAGCAACGUGAACUCGACUCUCAGCCUCUUCGAUCAGAUGUCUCGGUCUAUCAUUCCGGACAAAGUGAACCAUCAAGAAAUCGGCGGUUCAAGUUCUUCACAUGGGCACGUCAUGAAGGCGAGGAAGAGGUCGGUGAUAAAGAUCCAACCGGCUACAAGUUCGAUCACUCUCCCUACGAAGGUCCUCUUGAUGACGUUAACAAAGUCAAUGACCUAGAUACCCUUCCGCUGGCUAGCUAUGUGACCAAAUAUCAUGAGGGCAAGACCGUCUUGAAAGAAGAUGAAGAAGAGAUCGAAGAACCCCAUGAUAAGCAGACUGCGAUUAUACAUCUCCGUUCCAAAGAAGACGAACCUCAAGUGGAGGAGGAACUGAAACCUGCUAAGGCUCCUAAACAACCAAAGGAGAAGAAACCAAAGAAAGAGAAGAAAGACAAAGAUCAAGAGUCUUCGUUCUUCGGUUUCUUGAAGAGUAAGGAUCGCAAAGCCCACGAAGAGGUCGGCCAUGUUUCCACCCCAUCAACGUCCUCUUAUCCUUUGAUUGGAGAACGGUAUGAAGGCCCACUGGAUGAGGUCGACAAGCAACGUGAACUCGACUCUCAGCCUCUUCGAUCAGAUGUCUCGGUCUAUCAUUCCGGACAAAGUGAACCAUCAAGAAAUCGGCGGUUCAAGUUCUUCACAUGGGCACGUCAUGAAGGCGAGGAAGAGGUCGGUGAUAAAGAUCCAACCGGCUACAAGUUCGAUCACUCUCCCUACGAAGGUCCUCUUGAUGACGUUAACAAAGUCAAUGACCUAGAUACCCUUCCGCUGGCUAGCUAUGUGACCAAAUAUCAUGAGGGCAAGACCGUCUUGAAAGAAGAUGAAGAAGAGAUCGAAGAACCCCAUGAUAAGCAGACUGCGAUUAUACAUCUCCGUUCCAAAGAAGACGAACCUCAAGUGGAGGAGGAACUGAAACCUGCUAAGGCUCCUAAACAACCAAAGGAGAAGAAACCAAAGAAAGAGAAGAAAGACAAAGAUCAAGAGUCUUCGUUCUUCGGUUUCUUGAAGAGUAAGGAUCGCAAAGCCCACGAAGAGGUCGGCCAUGUUUCCACCCCAUCAACGUCCUCUUAUCCUUUGAUUGGAGAACGGUAUGAAGGCCCACUGGAUGAGGUCGACAAGCAACGUGAACUCGACUCUCAGCCUCUUCGAUCAGAUGUCUCGGUCUAUCAUUCCGGACAAAGUGAACCAUCAAGAAAUCGGCGGUUCAAGUUCUUCACAUGGGCACGUCAUGAAGGCGAGGAAGAGGUCGGUGAUAAAGAUCCAACCGGCUACAAGUUCGAUCACUCUCCCUACGAAGGUCCUCUUGAUGACGUUAACAAAGUCAAUGACCUAGAUACCCUUCCGCUGGCUAGCUAUGUGACCAAAUAUCAUGAGGGCAAGACCGUCUUGAAAGAAGAUGAAGAAGAGAUCGAAGAACCCCAUGAUAAGCAGACUGCGAUUAUACAUCUCCGUUCCAAAGAAGACGAACCUCAAGUGGAGGAGGAACUGAAACCUGCUAAGGCUCCUAAACAACCAAAGGAGAAGAAACCAAAGAAAGAGAAGAAAGACAAAGAUCAAGAGUCUUCGUUCUUCGGUUUCUUGAAGAGUAAGGAUCGCAAAGCCCACGAAGAGGUCGGCCAUGUUUCCACCCCAUCAACGUCCUCUUAUCCUUUGAUUGGAGAACGGUAUGAAGGCCCACUGGAUGAGGUCGACAAGCAACGUGAACUCGACUCUCAGCCUCUUCGAUCAGAUGUCUCGGUCUAUCAUUCCGGACAAAGUGAACCAUCAAGAAAUCGGCGGUUCAAGUUCUUCACAUGGGCACGUCAUGAAGGCGAGGAAGAGGUCGGUGAUAAAGAUCCAACCGGCUACAAGUUCGAUCACUCUCCCUACGAAGGUCCUCUUGAUGACGUUAACAAAGUCAAUGACCUAGAUACCCUUCCGCUGGCUAGCUAUGUGACCAAAUAUCAUGAGGGCAAGACCGUCUUGAAAGAAGAUGAAGAAGAGAUCGAAGAACCCCAUGAUAAGCAGACUGCGAUUAUACAUCUCCGUUCCAAAGAAGACGAACCUCAAGUGGAGGAGGAACUGAAACCUGCUAAGGCUCCUAAACAACCAAAGGAGAAGAAACCAAAGAAAGAGAAGAAAGACAAAGAUCAAGAGUCUUCGUUCUUCGGUUUCUUGAAGAGUAAGGAUCGCAAAGCCCACGAAGAGGUCGGCCAUGUUUCCACCCCAUCAACGUCCUCUUAUCCUUUGAUUGGAGAACGGUAUGAAGGCCCACUGGAUGAGGUCGACAAGCAACGUGAACUCGACUCUCAGCCUCUUCGAUCAGAUGUCUCGGUCUAUCAUUCCGGACAAAGUGAACCAUCAAGAAAUCGGCGGUUCAAGUUCUUCACAUGGGCACGUCAUGAAGGCGAGGAAGAGGUCGGUGAUAAAGAUCCAACCGGCUACAAGUUCGAUCACUCUCCCUACGAAGGUCCUCUUGAUGACGUUAACAAAGUCAAUGACCUAGAUACCCUUCCGCUGGCUAGCUAUGUGACCAAAUAUCAUGAGGGCAAGACCGUCUUGAAAGAAGAUGAAGAAGAGAUCGAAGAACCCCAUGAUAAGCAGACUGCGAUUAUACAUCUCCGUUCCAAAGAAGACGAACCUCAAGUGGAGGAGGAACUGAAACCUGCUAAGGCUCCUAAACAACCAAAGGAGAAGAAACCAAAGAAAGAGAAGAAAGACAAAGAUCAAGAGUCUUCGUUCUUCGGUUUCUUGAAGAGUAAGGAUCGCAAAGCCCACGAAGAGGUCGGCCAUGUUUCCACCCCAUCAACGUCCUCUUAUCCUUUGAUUGGAGAACGGUAUGAAGGCCCACUGGAUGAGGUCGACAAGCAACGUGAACUCGACUCUCAGCCUCUUCGAUCAGAUGUCUCGGUCUAUCAUUCCGGACAAAGUGAACCAUCAAGAAAUCGGCGGUUCAAGUUCUUCACAUGGGCACGUCAUGAAGGCGAGGAAGAGGUCGGUGAUAAAGAUCCAACCGGCUACAAGUUCGAUCACUCUCCCUACGAAGGUCCUCUUGAUGACGUUAACAAAGUCAAUGACCUAGAUACCCUUCCGCUGGCUAGCUAUGUGACCAAAUAUCAUGAGGGCAAGACCGUCUUGAAAGAAGAUGAAGAAGAGAUCGAAGAACCCCAUGAUAAGCAGACUGCGAUUAUACAUCUCCGUUCCAAAGAAGACGAACCUCAAGUGGAGGAGGAACUGAAACCUGCUAAGGCUCCUAAACAACCAAAGGAGAAGAAACCAAAGAAAGAGAAGAAAGACAAAGAUCAAGAGUCUUCGUUCUUCGGUUUCUUGAAGAGUAAGGAUCGCAAAGCCCACGAAGAGGUCGGCCAUGUUUCCACCCCAUCAACGUCCUCUUAUCCUUUGAUUGGAGAACGGUAUGAAGGCCCACUGGAUGAGGUCGACAAGCAACGUGAACUCGACUCUCAGCCUCUUCGAUCAGAUGUCUCGGUCUAUCAUUCCGGACAAAGUGAACCAUCAAGAAAUCGGCGGUUCAAGUUCUUCACAUGGGCACGUCAUGAAGGCGAGGAAGAGGUCGGUGAUAAAGAUCCAACCGGCUACAAGUUCGAUCACUCUCCCUACGAAGGUCCUCUUGAUGACGUUAACAAAGUCAAUGACCUAGAUACCCUUCCGCUGGCUAGCUAUGUGACCAAAUAUCAUGAGGGCAAGACCGUCUUGAAAGAAGAUGAAGAAGAGAUCGAAGAACCCCAUGAUAAGCAGACUGCGAUUAUACAUCUCCGUUCCAAAGAAGACGAACCUCAAGUGGAGGAGGAACUGAAACCUGCUAAGGCUCCUAAACAACCAAAGGAGAAGAAACCAAAGAAAGAGAAGAAAGACAAAGAUCAAGAGUCUUCGUUCUUCGGUUUCUUGAAGAGUAAGGAUCGCAAAGCCCACGAAGAGGUCGGCCAUGUUUCCACCCCAUCAACGUCCUCUUAUCCUUUGAUUGGAGAACGGUAUGAAGGCCCACUGGAUGAGGUCGACAAGCAACGUGAACUCGACUCUCAGCCUCUUCGAUCAGAUGUCUCGGUCUAUCAUUCCGGACAAAGUGAACCAUCAAGAAAUCGGCGGUUCAAGUUCUUCACAUGGGCACGUCAUGAAGGCGAGGAAGAGGUCGGUGAUAAAGAUCCAACCGGCUACAAGUUCGAUCACUCUCCCUACGAAGGUCCUCUUGAUGACGUUAACAAAGUCAAUGACCUAGAUACCCUUCCGCUGGCUAGCUAUGUUACCAAAUAUCAUGAGGGCAAGACCGUCUUGAAAGAAGAUGAAGAAGAGAUCGAAGAACCCCAUGAUAAGCAGACUGCGAUUAUACAUCUCCGUUCCAAAGAAGACGAACCUCAAGUGGAGGAGGAACUGAAACCUGCUAAGGCUCCUAAACAACCAAAGGAGAAGAAACCAAAGAAAGAGAAGAAAGACAAAGAUCAAGAGUCUUCGUUCUUCGGUUUCUUGAAGAGUAAGGAUCGCAAAGCCCACGAAGAGGUCGGCCAUGUUUCCACCCCAUCAACGUCCUCUUAUCCUUUGAUUGGAGAACGGUAUGAAGGCCCACUGGAUGAGGUCGACAAGCAACGUGAACUCGACUCUCAGCCUCUUCGAUCAGAUGUCUCGGUCUAUCAUUCCGGACAAAGUGAACCAUCAAGAAAUCGGCGGUUCAAGUUCUUCACAUGGGCACGUCAUGAAGGCGAGGAAGAGGUCGGUGAUAAAGAUCCAACCGGCUACAAGUUCGAUCACUCUCCCUACGAAGGUCCUCUUGAUGACGUUAACAAAGUCAAUGACCUAGAUACCCUUCCGCUGGCUAGCUAUGUGACCAAAUAUCAUGAGGGCAAGACCGUCUUGAAAGAAGAUGAAGAAGAGAUCGAAGAACCCCAUGAUAAGCAGACUGCGAUUAUACAUCUCCGUUCCAAAGAAGACGAACCUCAAGUGGAGGAGGAACUGAAACCUGCUAAGGCUCCUAAACAACCAAAGGAGAAGAAACCAAAGAAAGAGAAGAAAGACAAAGAUCAAGAGUCUUCGUUCUUCGGUUUCUUGAAGAGUAAGGAUCGCAAAGCCCACGAAGAGGUCGGCCAUGUUUCCACCCCAUCAACGUCCUCUUAUCCUUUGAUUGGAGAACGGUAUGAAGGCCCACUGGAUGAGGUCGACAAGCAACGUGAACUCGACUCUCAGCCUCUUCGAUCAGAUGUCUCGGUCUAUCAUUCCGGACAAAGUGAACCAUCAAGAAAUCGGCGGUUCAAGUUCUUCACAUGGGCACGUCAUGAAGGCGAGGAAGAGGUCGGUGAUAAAGAUCCAACCGGCUACAAGUUCGAUCACUCUCCCUACGAAGGUCCUCUUGAUGACGUUAACAAAGUCAAUGACCUAGAUACCCUUCCGCUGGCUAGCUAUGUUACCAAAUAUCAUGAGGGCAAGACCGUCUUGAAAGAAGAUGAAGAAGAGAUCGAAGAACCCCAUGAUAAGCAGACUGCGAUUAUACAUCUCCGUUCCAAAGAAGACGAACCUCAAGUGGAGGAGGAACUGAAACCUGCUAAGGCUCCUAAACAACCAAAGGAGAAGAAACCAAAGAAAGAGAAGAAAGACAAAGAUCAAGAGUCUUCGUUCUUCGGUUUCUUGAAGAGUAAGGAUCGCAAAGCCCACGAAGAGGUCGGCCAUGUUUCCACCCCAUCAACGUCCUCUUAUCCUUUGAUUGGAGAACGGUAUGAAGGCCCACUGGAUGAGGUCGACAAGCAACGUGAACUCGACUCUCAGCCUCUUCGAUCAGAUGUCUCGGUCUAUCAUUCCGGACAAAGUGAACCAUCAAGAAAUCGGCGGUUCAAGUUCUUCACAUGGGCACGUCAUGAAGGCGAGGAAGAGGUCGGUGAUAAAGAUCCAACCGGCUACAAGUUCGAUCACUCUCCCUACGAAGGUCCUCUUGAUGACGUUAACAAAGUCAAUGACCUAGAUACCCUUCCGCUGGCUAGCUAUGUUACCAAAUAUCAUGAGGGCAAGACCGUCUUGAAAGAAGAUGAAGAAGAGAUCGAAGAACCCCAUGAUAAGCAGACUGCGAUUAUACAUCUCCGUUCCAAAGAAGACGAACCUCAAGUGGAGGAGGAACUGAAACCUGCUAAGGCUCCUAAACAACCAAAGGAGAAGAAACCAAAGAAAGAGAAGAAAGACAAAGAUCAAGAGUCUUCGUUCUUCGGUUUCUUGAAGAGUAAGGAUCGCAAAGCCCACGAAGAGGUCGGCCAUGUUUCCACCCCAUCAACGUCCUCUUAUCCUUUGAUUGGAGAACGGUAUGAAGGCCCACUGGAUGAGGUCGACAAGCAACGUGAACUCGACUCUCAGCCUCUUCGAUCAGAUGUCUCGGUCUAUCAUUCCGGACAAAGUGAACCAUCAAGAAAUCGGCGGUUCAAGUUCUUCACAUGGGCACGUCAUGAAGGCGAGGAAGAGGUCGGUGAUAAAGAUCCAACCGGCUACAAGUUCGAUCACUCUCCCUACGAAGGUCCUCUUGAUGACGUUAACAAAGUCAAUGACCUAGAUACCCUUCCGCUGGCUAGCUAUGUUACCAAAUAUCAUGAGGGCAAGACCGUCUUGAAAGAAGAUGAAGAAGAGAUCGAAGAACCCCAUGAUAAGCAGACUGCGAUUAUACAUCUCCGUUCCAAAGAAGACGAACCUCAAGUGGAGGAGGAACUGAAACCUGCUAAGGCUCCUAAACAACCAAAGGAGAAGAAACCAAAGAAAGAGAAGAAAGACAAAGAUCAAGAGUCUUCGUUCUUCGGUUUCUUGAAGAGUAAGGAUCGCAAAGCCCACGAAGAGGUCGGCCAUGUUUCCACCCCAUCAACGUCCUCUUAUCCUUUGAUUGGAGAACGGUAUGAAGGCCCACUGGAUGAGGUCGACAAGCAACGUGAACUCGACUCUCAGCCUCUUCGAUCAGAUGUCUCGGUCUAUCAUUCCGGACAAAGUGAACCAUCAAGAAAUCGGCGGUUCAAGUUCUUCACAUGGGCACGUCAUGAAGGCGAGGAAGAGGUCGGUGAUAAAGAUCCAACCGGCUACAAGUUCGAUCACUCUCCCUACGAAGGUCCUCUUGAUGACGUUAACAAAGUCAAUGACCUAGAUACCCUUCCGCUGGCUAGCUAUGUUACCAAAUAUCAUGAGGGCAAGACCGUCUUGAAAGAAGAUGAAGAAGAGAUCGAAGAACCCCAUGAUAAGCAGACUGCGAUUAUACAUCUCCGUUCCAAAGAAGACGAACCUCAAGUGGAGGAGGAACUGAAACCUGCUAAGGCUCCUAAACAACCAAAGGAGAAGAAACCAAAGAAAGAGAAGAAAGACAAAGAUCAAGAGUCGUCGUUCUUCGGUUUCUUGAAGAGUAAGGAUCGCAAAGCCCACGAAGAGGUCGGCCAUGUUUCCACCCCAUCAACGUCCUCUUAUCCUUUGAUUGGAGAACGGUAUGAAGGCCCACUGGAUGAGGUCGACAAGCAACGUGAGCUCGACUCUCAGCCUCUUCGAUCAGAUGUCUCGGUCUAUCAUUCCGGACAAAGUGAACCAUCAAGAAAUCGGCGGUUCAAGUUCUUCACAUGGGCACGUCAUGAAGGCGAGGAAGAGGUCGGUGAUAAAGAUCCAACCGGCUACAAGUUCGAUCACUCUCCCUACGAAGGUCCUCUUGAUGACGUUAACAAAGUCAAUGACCUAGAUACCCUUCCGCUGGCUAGCUACGUUACCAAAUAUCAUGAGGGCAAGACCGUCUUGAAAGAAGAUGAAGAAGAGAUCGAAGAACCCCAUGAUAAGCAGACUGCGAUUAUACAUCUCCGUUCCAAAGAAGACGAACCUCAAGUGGAGGAGGAACUGAAACCUGCUAAGGCUCCUAAACAACCAAAGGAGAAGAAACCAAAGAAAGAGAAGAAAGACAAAGAUCAAGAGUCUUCGUUCUUCGGUUUCUUGAAGAGUAAGGAUCGCAAAGCCCACGAAGAGGUCGGCCAUGUUUCCACCCCAUCAACGUCCUCUUAUCCUUUGAUUGGAGAACGGUAUGAAGGCCCACUGGAUGAGGUCGACAAGCAACGUGAACUCGACUCUCAGCCUCUUCGAUCAGAUGUCUCGGUCUAUCAUUCCGGACAAAGUGAGACGGCGCGCGAAAUUCCUAUGCUUUUUGCCUGCGCUAUGCAGCCGAAGGGAGGCUUUUCACGCAAUGGUCGCUUGGAUUAUGGAUUUAAUCGGGAUUCCUAUGAUGGACCACUUGAUAACAUGUGCACGAUAAGCGACCUUGAGACUGUCCCCCUGAGUGGUUUUGUGACCAAGUACCAUGAAGGAGAAUCCUUGGAGAAAGGCAGGAAGGAGAGACGGCCAAUAUCGAAGCCUCUGCUUACAACGUCAACGGAAUCAGACGAAGAGAAAGGCCCAAAACAGACUGCUAUCAUCCAUGUUCUCAACGGAGAUACCGCGGUUCCGGAUAAAUUGCGAUCAAGAACUAAAGGACAAAUGGACACCGACAGGCAAAAAGAUUACGAGUUAAAAAUACGGUCGGUAUUGCGUAACAGAAAGCCGGCUGAAUCUAAUUAUCCCUUGAAAGAAGAAGCCUUUGAUGGACCUCUAGAAGGCUUGCAAACUGAGACUGAACUGCCAACUGUGGAUAUCUUCGAAUACUCCUCUCCUUAUCAUCACGGGCAGAGCUCCAUUAAAGCGUCACAUAAAGGAAUGGCAAUUCUUCAUUUGAAACGUCUUGAAGACGAACUUAAACAACCGUCAAAAUCCGUCCAUCAAGAAGCGCAAGUGUGGGAUGCGAAUAUCAAUGGCACAGCCGAUCGGUUAGGCUUGUUUUCAUUAUUUAACAGAAAACGUAAAGCGGAAGACAGACAUUGGCUACGCACACUUGUUCGAGCCCGUCGUGGGGAAAAGUCAGAUGAGUUUUCUGGCAUUGUAUUCAAAGAUCGGUCGCUAUUCAACAAAUCCGACCCUAUUACUGAUCUAGAUAUCGACAUAGUUUUGCGUCGUCAAUUCGAGGCGUCGUAUGAAGUUGAGAUUCUACUUCGUGACAAGAAAACGUCCAGAUUUGAGGCUUUAUUUAGCCGCCGUGGACCUGUAUUUCUUCCAAAGUCGUUGCUGGAUGAUGAUAAUGCCAGUGCAGAGUUACGAGUUCGCGAAGUCGGGAAUAAGAGGUCUGGGCGGGGCGUUGGGGCGGGAGAAGCGUUUAACAGCGGGGGUCCUCAGGGAACGCGCGGGAACGAUGAUAGUGAUGAGGCGGACGAGAGUUCUCUAGCCUCCCAGCCUCAUAGUAGCAACGGUGCGGCUGCGAAGCGAUAUCGUCACCGACGUGCCGAACCAACCGACCGACCUCAAAAACUUCCAAUGGCGGCCAACAAGGCGACUAAGAAUGGAACGCGCGUCUCUCUGCUUUCGUCACUGCGUCGUCAAAUUUCACAGGUUUCUAUUUCUUCUAUUUAGAUGUUUUGUUCUAUGUAGUUAAAGUGUUGUUUUGUUGCAUUAUCCCUUUUGCAAACUUUGAUUUUGUUUCUCUUGUACUUUUGUUUUUGCCGACUUUCUAAACUUCGAAUUGGCUUCUGUGAGAUGACGCAUGAAAUGGCUAACAUUUUGCUAAUCAUUCGUGUGUUCUCUUUUUCGGACUAUUUCAUAUCAUGCUUAAUAUGUUUUUUGGCUGGUUAUUUGGACUAAGAGAUAGGAAUGGCAAUUACGACGUUAGUUUUUCUGAUGAUUUACGGUCGAUUCGAAAUUAUUUUUUCCGCUUUCCCUUUUCUUGUUAUUAUUGUGUUGGGUUGCAUAAGACGCGUCGUCGGAGGCGACGUCAUUUCUUGGCAUGCGGACGCCUUUGGCCUGGUUUUGGUUUCGCGGAUCGGAGCUUGGUAAUCGGAUGCGGCGACGAUAUUAAUGCUUUUUAACCCCGAACAACCUGAGUGCAGUGCAAGGCGUAUCAUUUCGUAGUAGCUCUGUCGUUUUUUGUUGCCUACCCACUAAUGGCUUAUGAUUUUUGUUUCUCGGCUAAUCUUUUUAUUUUCAGUUUUCCUCCAAAGACAAGAAGUCAAAUAAGAGCUCCAAGCAGGUUUCUGCGUCUUCUUCAUCCUCCGAUUCUGAAGUUGAGGUUGAAGAGAGACAUGCUGUACAGAACGAAAAGGUAGGCCCAAGAUGUCUCAUAGAGUUGACGAUGAAAUGUCCCGGCCAUUGUCUUUGAAGUUGUAUUUGGUCAAAGCUGUCUUUUUCCUUGUUUACAUUAUUUUCACUGCACUUUUUUCCAUGCCUCAGUUCGUCUUCUAAAUGAAAAAUUCUCAGAAUUCUGGGAGAACCCCAACGAACGAGUCCAGUAUGAGACUGGAUGGAACGAACGACCAACCCUCGGCGGGACCGUACUCCCCCGCCAACGACCUUGAUCACGGCCCGGUGAUUCGGUCGGAGCGUGUCGAGAACGUCUACCGUAUCACCGGGGCUGGUCUGCCGCCGCAAGUCGACCCAAACGACCCGGUUUGUGCCGCUCUUUGUCGUAUAUGUGGUUGUUUUUCGCUUUGAGUGAACUAAAAAUGUUAUUUGUUGGAUACGAAAAGAAAUCGCGACCAUUCCCUAGGGGCAGAUUUAUCAGGCAUAUUCCUCGACUGCUUUCGGAGAAUAUCACUGGUCGAAUAAAUCUGUAUUAAAAAUGAAGUGUCGAGACCAAAGAACGAUACUGAUUUGGCUUUUGGAAAGGAAAUUUGUGGUUUAUUCGGAACAUAAUGGGAGGUUUUAGACUAGUCAAAAUUAACCGCAUUGUUGUGGUGUUAAUGAUAACCCCUCAAUAACUAAUAAAAUUCAGUCUUUGUUGAGCACUCUGACCAGCUGUGUUCAGAAGAACGAGGAGUUGCCACGGGUCCGUCUGAUUGCCAGAAAAUUGGAGAUCGAACAACAGGAGUCUGGUCCAAUGUAUCAAAAGGCGAGUCCGGCCAAAUCAUUUGCCUGGCCCAACGUUCGUGAGCUUCGCCGUUAUUUCAGCCACAUGAAAGUGAUCGACGGUGCCUCGUCUCUCAGCCGCCGUCUUCGCCGUUCCCAUCGCUCUGUCUAUAAAUGUGAAAGCGUGUGUUGUCUUUUUUAUUGUUAUUAUUUUCAUACUCGAAUUUUUUUGUAGAACAGUGUCUUGCUAAUUCAGUGCUUCCAACGUUUGUACAGUUUAUUCUGCACCAUAACCGUUUUGCUUAUCGAUAUUAUACUUGCUAUGGGUAUAGAAUGGGGAUUUCCUUACUAAUAUUUGUGUUUCAGGAAACCGCACCCCCUCACACCACCCUCCAAAGUUGGCAUGAGACCGAAACCAGUCCUGAACAGAUUGUGACUGAGAUCGAUGAACACGGAAAUGUCAUCAAGUAGGUUUAUUACUAUUUUUUUAGCGAUAUGGUUGGGUCAAAUUAAUGUUUUUAUUUGCAGGAAGACGAUCAAGACCUCCCACGAGACUCAUACUAUCCAGAAGCAGACCUAUCAGACCUUUUCCGUUGGCAAUGACGCAAAUGAGGUGAAUACUCAGCAUUGAUUGCACAUCUCGCUUAUCUCCUUUCUCUCCAGUAAAGCACUAACUCUGCCCUUGAUUCUCUUGUAAUUGUUUUAACACGCUUGUCGUCGUUGUUAAUGUGAACAUUGUCUUUGUGUCAAUCAUCGCCGUUGAAUUUGAUGUGAUUGUCGUCUCUUUUUCUUCUUGGUCAACUCGCAUCAGCAUCCCUUCGGUCUUCAUUUAUGAUUUUCGGAAUAAUUAGAUUUCUCUUCAGCCGAACGGUACGUCGAACAGUAUCGAAAAUGCUCUGGAGACGAUCCAGUCGAUAAAUUCAUCGAUCCCCACGGCUGCGUCCCAUGCCCAAACUCGUGUUCUGGUCUACGGAAAAGACGGCGAGCAACUCGAAACAUCAGAUGUUCAGUACGAUGAGAAUCAAGUCGUGUCCUCCAAGGUGGUCACAACUGGAAACAGGACUAUCGAAACCAUCACAGUAAGUGACAUUAAAAUGACAAGUAAUCUUUACAGUAUAAAACCGUAAAAGAUGGUGUGGUUAGCACUAAUGUCGAACACAGAGUCACCAUCCAAGGGCCCGAAGUUGAUCAUGAAGCGGUAAGAGAUCGUUUUGUACAGGGUGAAAAGUUUUUGUCAAUAUCUUGCCAUAUCGGCGAUGGUCAUAACUCAGCUUGGGAUAAAGAUACAAAGCUGUGAAAUAGCUCAAAAGGAUUGUUAUGAUCUAGUUAUCAUUCAUUUUUUUUCUUUUUGCAUUUAUCUCACUCUUGUGAGAUAAUGUGAACAUUGUUUUGUGUCAAUGUUCACAUUAUCUCACAUUUUUUUUUCUUUUUUUAUUCAUCUCACUCUUGUGAUAAAUAAUUAAAGAAAAACGUUUUUUGAUUUUUCAAUUUUUUAUUCGUUUUCAAAAUUUCUGCCAAAGCUUUGCAACUUAGAGGACAUUAGAAAUCAGCAGGAAAUUCUAAACAGAGUGUAGUAACAGUUUUGAGGCACAACUUUGUAUCUUUAUCCGAAGCUGAGUUAUGGCCUCCGCCGGUAUGGCAAGCGUCCGCCAUAAUUGCAGCGAAUGCUUGAUAAACUUAAAGAUAAUAAAUCCUCUUUUCAACAAUUAGAAGUCGUAAUAAAGCAUUUACGAUUUGUGUGAUGACCAAAAAGUACCAUGAAGUCUCCUCCGCCGAACUGCGUUGGCGGUGAAAAUAUAUCCUUUUUCUUCCAGGAACUCCGCAAAGCCAUCAUCGAGGCCACUGGAUUGAACCCUCGCUACGAGGUCCAGCGGGUCGAAGUGAAACAAGAACGCUUGGCUUAA
This is a messenger RNA of Bursaphelenchus xylophilus (pine wood nematode), 25661 nucleotides long. The record is from the annotation of a GenBank genome assembly. Lineage: Eukaryota; Metazoa; Nematoda; Chromadorea; Rhabditida; Aphelenchoididae.